Messenger RNA from Cooperia oncophora, 273 nucleotides. The record is from the annotation of a GenBank genome assembly. Lineage: Eukaryota; Metazoa; Nematoda; Chromadorea; Rhabditida; Trichostrongylidae.
AUGCCAAAUUCUCUAAGUGAUCGAACGGUUAUCGAGGAGGAAAGCGCUCUGUACGAUGACAUUCUGCAAUUCGAUUUCGACGAUACUUAUCGGAAUCUGACAUUGAAGAUAGAUGAUAUUUUUAUUACUGGAGUUCUUCGCCAAGCAGCUAAUGUCAGCAUUACGAACAUGGACACGAUUUCUGGAAACGUACAUUAUCCAAAAGACCGCCCCUAUGGCAAAAUUGCCUUUCUCACGGAGAAGAAAUAUGUCCGCCAUUGGUUCUUUGGAUAA